This is a messenger RNA of Phalacrocorax carbo (great cormorant), 9703 nucleotides long. Lineage: Eukaryota; Metazoa; Chordata; Aves; Suliformes; Phalacrocoracidae. The record is from RefSeq and is a predicted model, not a curated record.
GGUGGGGGGCUGGAGGUGGCUGAGCCCUGGGCUGCGAGUGCUGGUGCCGCUCCACACCGAGAUGAGCGGUGGCAACGCCUGCACAGACACACCUCAAUUUAGGUGUAAUUUACACAAAGCAGUUGAUGCUGCUCCAUCCUGUACCACUAGACGAGCUGCCCAACCCCCUUCCUCCGUCAGCUCAACGGAGCUUCAGGGAUCGCUCCUCAAGAAGGUGUCGUUGGUCCCUGGGGACAGGACUGGUUGGAGCAGGGAAGGACGGGAAUGGACGACUUGUUCAUCCAGGCUCUGACCAUGCUUUUGUGCGUAGACUGGGGCUGUCUUGUUAUUCCUUCCUUUGCCUUUGUUUUACCAUAUUUAAAAUGGCAGUAAUGCUGCUUUUACUGGGUUCCAGAGGUCCUUUCCAACCCCUACCAUUCUGUGAUUCUGUGACUUGUCUAACGGGUUGUAAAAAGCUUUGAGACUUUCAAAGAAAAUGAAAGGAUGGAUGAAGGACAAAAAGAGAAAAAAAUCCCAAACUUCUAUGUUUGGAUCUUACAAAGUCCCUACAAUUGCAUGAGAAAAUGCAAACCUACCUAAAAUGGCUGUGCUGUUAAGGUAAGGGUUAUAUGGUGAAAGAAAAAAGAUAAAUGCCCCCUUUCAAAAUUAGGGAAGCCUUGCUGUAUGUCAAGGAGGUCAGUAAAAUUAAUUUAGUAUUUUCUGGGUAAACUACAUCCAACCUGCAUUUCAACUUUUCCUCCAGCUUACUGACCUCUUAAAAGAAUAGCCAAAUGUGCCUGUAGAGAAAAGAACUUCUGGCAACUUCUCAAGGAAGGAUACAUUUUAAAGCAAUGCAGAUGUGUAGUGAGUUUUUUUCAAAGCCUGUCACAUAUCUAAUUUGCUUUCUAGAUGUGUAAGUGCCUGAAAUUAAAAAUCGUGUUGAUUUAAAAAAAAAAAAAUCAAGUAAAAUGCUAUUUGUUCCAAACAUUACGUGUUAAUUACAUGAGGCCGUCUCCAAGAACAACGCAAGAAUGUAAGUAGUGCACAGGCCUCUUGCCUAAAGGAAACUUUCUUCAAGUAUUCUACUGAGUAAAGUGUCUUCCUUCCUGAGGUAGUUAAUGCUCAGAACAUGACAUCGUUAGAGUAGGUGGAGUUGCUGAGAGGAGCAGGCCUGCAUUUCGUUCCAGGAGGAGCGAUGGCUCAUGCAUCAGAAGCGAGUCAGACAUCUUGCAGGCUCCCUCUGAACAGUACCCAAUUAGCAGAUGGCCUAAAGAAGGAAUCCAGGGCCCCAUGUGUCCGCACCAAAUCUACACGUCUGCAGUAUCCCUCCUAAUUAUUUAAAAAUGAGUGUUCUCCAUCAUUGUGUUACUGGGAUGAAAGUACACAAACACAAAAUGGGGUGGGUAGGCAAAGCUUUUGUGCCAUCUCUGCUUUUUCCUCCAAUGCUCAAAAAUACUUGCCAGUGGGAGGGAAAAAAAACAGCCACGGGGAAGAAAAGCAAAACCCAACCUCCUUCUUGAUUGUGCCAGUCUUGCAGCACAAAAACCACCAGCAGCGUUCAGGCUGGAGGAGCUGCAGUGCCAAGCGUGGCACUAGCCCCUGCCAGCGCACAGGGAAGUCCUGCAAUGAAAUACGGAAGAGCCAGUUUCUGUUAGGGAUAGGGAAAGGAGAGAUCCUCUGAUCUACAAGCUCUCACUGAGGACGCCUUGCAGAUGGUGAACUCUGUGACAUGUGCUGAUGUUGCUCAGAGUUGCCGGGCCGCUGAAGAGUGGGGAAAGCCUGACACCUGAAAUCUAGAAAAAGGCGCGGACAUGUCUGGUUUCCUAAGUGCCCUUUGGUUUCUGCUAGCCGUCACAAAGCUGUGUUGCUUUGUUCCACACGGGCUGGGGGCUGCUGGGGUUACAUUACUAAGCUGGGAGAGCUCCAGAGGUCACUUUUUUGGCACAGGCUACAUUGGACGGAAUGUCCUGAGUGUGGAUUUAUUGCUGCUGUGUCCUGUAGGGCCCAGAUGAGGCUUGGCUGCCUGGUUUGCAGCAGAGCGCAAUAUACUGAGAGCAUUUGUUCCAACAGACCAUGAAGGACCACCUUUAAGAUAAGCACACUGAGAACCUGCGCUCUGUGCUCUCUUCUCCUCUUUCUUUCAACCCUUGAAUAACUGAAAUGCCAUUUUUGUGUACAUCAGUUAGGCUGGGAAGCUGGGAGAAAGAAUAUCCUGCUGCCAGAUGCUCUUUUUUUUAUUCUAACACAGUUGUUUUUCUCUUCACUUGAUAAAGUUAAAAUAAACAGUCUCAGGGGUGAAUUACAGGCAUCAAAAUUGGAUUGGCAUACAAACUGUAGAGCAGUUGGUGGUUGGGAGUCUGGGGAAAAAGAAACAGCAGGUUUUAGCUAGAGGGGACAACAGCUUUAUUUCCCUCUUGGUCCUUGACAACUAAGCAGAUGUCCUAUGAUUAUUGCUUUACCUUCUAGUAAUAUAGUGUCUUUUCCUAUCCUCCCAGGUACACGACUGGCUCUUUUGCAGAUGUGCAAGUACAUCUCUUCCCUAGUUCAAAGCCGUCUUAGUGCACCGCUAGCUCCAUCUAUUGCCAGUCCUUCAGAGUCCUCAAGUGCACUUGUUAGCAGGACCACUAAACCCUGACAACUGCCCUGUGUUCCUCUGAAGAGGUGCUGGAGUAAGGGGAGCGUGUGGGUGCACAUAACCACUAUCACUGGGUACCCACUGUACUAGGUUGGAAGAGAUGUAAUGUGAUGGUCCCGUUCUGAAGAGCUUGGUAAGUUUAAAAGUAUUAGAAGAAAGCACACUGGGAAAAGAGUGGCAACUGAAAUGAAUUCUUAAGGUUCUGGGCCAAUAUAUAAAGGAGUGCCUGCGUGGUCUCCUGACAGAGAGCAAAUGGUCUGUUCAGCAGUUUCUGUUUAGCAUGAGGAAGGUCAUCUUUGCACUGUUUGAAAUACCCACUUUGAAAAUCCAGGGCUACAUACUUUCAGGCUUACCUUCACCUGGUAUGAUGAACUGUGCUGAAGAAUGCAAACUUUUCUCUUUAUUUUUUUAAAGCAGUCCUGGAGUCUGUUUCUAGCCUUAACAAAGCUGCAAUCCAGGUUUAUCAUCCUACAAGACAUCUGACAGGGAAGUUAAAUAGCACUCCAGACACAUUUUUUAAAACUUACUUGGGAUACAAGGAAUGUUAGUGUUUUUCUCAACAGGUGGGCAUUCAAGCUGAAGCCUGUGUCUUUACAGUAUGUGUGUGUACAUAAUGUAUAAAUUCCCAGGUAUUUUAGUGUCUGCAUUUAUACCCUGCCUGGAUUCCCAGUUUUGUAUUCAGUGCUUUGUGUGUGUGUGAGUGCCAAAUGACAUCUUAAAUUCUUGGACCUUAUUUAAAGAGACAUUGGGUAACUUGGAAUCUUCAACAAGAUCUUCAGUACCGUUUAACUCUACGAAGCUUGCAUCUGCUCUUGCAGUAUGAAAGACAAACAUGCUGUUUCUUCGGGGUAACAAGUGUAAACCGUCAGUCAAUCUUUUGCUCUCUAGAAUAAAGGAGUUGCAAAAAGUAAGGUCUUAGCAGAUGAGGCUUUUGAUCCUGUAGAGACAAGGUUGGUUUUAUGUAGCACGAUAGAGCGAUGGCAGAGGGUUCCCAUCGUUCCAGCACUCUCUGAUAGAGUAACGUGGCACCUAAACCUGUUUGUUGAUGGUGUUCAAAGGACAGCCAGACAACCCUGGUAGCCACAGCCAGCCCAACAGCUGCACACACUGAGAUAGUCUCAAGCGCUCUGUAGUAUGGCAGUGAAGCCUGCAGCUCUGUUAGGUAAGAGUCAGCAAGGGUCCCAGUAUAGCGCUGGUGGGAGUGUGGUGCCCAGUAGCUUGUGGCUCUGGGACUGGUGCCUACAACUGUUCAAAAUGAAAGGAAGCAAAUCACCCCUGGCACAUGCAUGUGAAAUGACAUUCAAUUAGAGAAACCUAGGAAAUGCUUUCUUGUGCUGUGAGCAGCCACACUUGUACCUCUGCUGCAUGAAGUCCAGAUAACUGCAUGGCUGACUGCCCUUACGCUCAACGUCUGUCUGCAGAACUCGUGGGAGAAUAUACUGGGGCCCGUCACCAUCCAGCCCUGCAUGGGACUGAUUUUCUUUAGAGCUGGCCAGAGGCAAUGCAAAUUGUCCAGAAGCUGAAAGCACAUAUUGCGGUUAUGCCUGAACCCUGGUCAUGGUUGUGUCUUGUGCAUAUUCCAACAAACACACUCACUAGUUCCCAAACUAGCCAGCAACUCCUGUACUGUCCCAAGGUGAACUUGUGUUAGGAGUGGAGCCAGAUAAUCACUGAACUGGAGAAUAAAUGCACCAUGUGUCUCUCCUGUUCAAAACCACUCUAAUUUCAAACAUCUUGCCUCAACAACGAUCUGUUAACAAACUGCAGGCCAAGAAUCUGUCAGAAGAAUUUAAAUACAAUUCUGACAAGAUCGGAACUAGAUAGACAAAAACUUUACCAACCUGUGGCUAAAACAAAGCUAAUCGAGUAAGUGAUGGCCCGGGUGGGGACAGAAGGUGAUCUCUCAGGGAUCUUCUUUGUCGUGCAGCUGUGGCCUCCAAAAGCAGGAGAUGUAUUUGAGGUGUUUAAACUCACUACAGGAAAUAGAGAGUGGACCUGGGUACCAGAGGGUGUUUUCAUUACUCUGAAAACUGAAAGAAGAGGUUGAAGCUGGGAGCAGGCUAGUGUCGCAGUCCAGGGGGUGAUGCACUGAAAUGUGAAGCGAGUUCCCAAGAGCUUCUGAAAGAACCAUUUUCUGAAAAGGAGCUGGCAGAGGUGUAGACGUAAGAAAUAGUCUGUCUCCCUCCAGGGGGGCAAAUGAAAUACACGGGGAGCCCUUUGCUAAAUGCUAUAGGAUGCUAGAAACUCGAGACAGUCCAGUGCUGAUCUUACACUAUUUUCUAGCGUUAUGAUACUCAAAUCAUUAUGCUACUGUCUAUCACUUGUCAAUACUGUUUAGGAGAAGUGCCUGAAUUUCUGGUGUUCUGUUGACAAUUGCAAAAGCCCUUCUGUGGUAGUGUUGGAAUAAGUUUUCAGCUUUAUUUAGGUUCUGGCAGAACAAACUGGCAAAACUACAUGAGUUGGAAGAGGAGGAAGCGAGUUUCAGGUACGAAGACGUCUCUGUGCCGCUCUCUGAGAUGCUGCUGCGUGUCAUUAAAAGGGAUGUGAAGUGCGGAGUCUCCAUCUGGACUGUGAAUAUGCAUUUAAGCUGGCUGAACAUGACUGCAGAGCAAAGGGUGAAAGCUUUCCAGCUGGUCAGCAUGUUUAGGAGAGACUUGAGACCUGAUUCUUGGUUCUUCAGCUUUCUGGUUGGUAGUCUGUCCAGGAGUCUCUUUGCCUUUGCAGCCCUUGCCAAGAAUCAGACUUCUAAAGGUUUUGCUCCUGUCACGAUUGAGACCUCAAGACACAUGUACGAAUAUGUGGCCACUGCUUUGGACUGGUGGCACGCAGACAGAUACUGUGAGCAACGCUUUGCUCAGCUGCUUUUUGAACCCCAAGAGAGUGAGCAAGCUUCCUUUAGCAAACUGCUGCAGUCCCACCACAUCAGAGGUUCUGUCUGGCUAAAUGAAAGGGAUGGUGUCCUGCACAAACCAAAAUGGAGACGGGACCACGUUGUACCAGUCCUGGUGUUCAGAGACAAAACAGACACAAAAUAUGUGAAGGUGCUCUCUGACUUCCCGGCGCUGCCUGCUGUCACAGCCUGUGCCCACCUCCAGUGGGACACCAGGACCCAGGAGAUUGCUACCAUCUUCUCCUAUGCUGUGCCAGCUUUUAUUAACGAGUUCCAGCUCCGUGGCUUUGUCGACGAGGAAGGCUUUGUUCGAUUUGCUCUCAUAGUCCACGGGCACCAUUCCCCAUACCUGCCCGUGUUCCGUGCUGAUGGACAGUGGCAUCACUUCUGCGUGACCUGGCAGCAGGAAAACGGGACCUGGGCCAUCUAUGCCGACGGUAAAAGGAGGGCAUCUGCCAGCGGUUUGUGUGCUGUGGGGCCGUCUGCCCCCCAGGCCAUCUAUGGCCAGGGGACUUUCAUAAUUGGACAGGAUCAAGAUUCCCUGGGGGGCACCUUCAGGGCGAAAGAGUCCUUCAGUGGGAACAUCACCGACUUGCACGUCUGGCAGAAAGUCCUCGGCGCAGAGCAGAUAGAGAAAGUUCGGUCGUGCUGGGUGGUAGAGCAAGACCUUGUGUUUGGGUGGAGCUCAAAUGCUCUGGAGGUUGAAAGGACCAUUCAGGAAGUGACCGCACAGUUUCUUUGCCCAGGGCCUGUUGAGGAAUGCCGAGUUUUUGAAGUUGGCAGCAGUGGAUUCAGUUACACAUCUUGUUUGCAGUCUUUGCCUUUUAUCUGUCGCUACAGAAAGGAUGCAUACUGGCAACUGAAAAAAGCUCACCUGGAAUCCAGCCAUUCGCUUGUUGGCCGUGUGAACACGCUUGCAGAGAGGACUGUGAUUCCUGAGAACAUCUUCACAAGUGAUGUCCAAGACAUGAACCUCUCUGUUGCUCUUGGUGCUCUUGAUGUCUUGGCAAGUGUUCUGAGGGAAGGAGAGACACCCGUGCUAGAGUCAUCUGACCUCCUGGCGGUGCUUCAAUUACUAAAGCAAGUUUCCGAUGUGGAAAUCCAGGAGGGAGAGGAGCUGAAGAUUUUGGAGCAGUUGGGCCAGUAUUACAUGGAAGUGACUGAGUUAAUCUUGGAAGAGCAGAAUAUUGAAACAUGGUCAUCAGUCAGCCAGGUUAUCAGAGGGCCCAUGGCUGUUGUUGAGCUCUGCAACAGAAUGGUGUCGCACUUAGCCCCACUGCUGACGGCAGGGAGGACAAAGGUCACGAUCCAGCACAGGAAUGUUGGGAUGGAGGUCAGGAAGCUGGAGCUGAGCAGGCAGGAGUUGAGCAGUGAGGUGUACCAGGUCCAGAGCCCUGAGAAAGGCAGGCACGACUUCAUUGAAGUUCCCACAGAAGAAAUGCAAAGACUGAAAUCCAAAGGUCUCCGCAGAGUCAUGGUGAAAAAUAUGUGGUUCGGCUACGGCUCCCUGCAGCGCUGCCUGCCCGGCACCGGCAGCAGUGCUGUCUUCCAGGACGUGGCUGCCUCUGAUGGAGGACAGAAGUACCUGAGCACCACAGUGGGCACUGCUGUGAUCUCAUCUGCUCUGCUCAGCGACUACCAGGAGAUAAGCACGUCUGUGCGCUACCACCUGCAGCACCGCAUCCAGGAUCUGCCCAAUAAGCUGGUGGGGCCCAUCUGUGCCUUCUGGAACUUCAGCCUCAGCCCUGAUGCUGGUGGGAUGUGGUCCACAGCCGGCUGCUCUGUGGUAACAUCUCUCCCAGAUUCCACUGCCUGUUUUUGCAACCACACCACGAACUUUGCUGUGCUGCUGCAGGUGUACGAGAUGCAGAGGACCACCAAGGAGGAGCUCACACUGCAGACCUUGACUUUUAUUGGAUGUGGAAUUUCCUUCUGUGCCUUGAUAGUUACCUUCAUUUUAUUCUUGGCAGUUGGUGUCCCCAAGAGCGAACGAACAACUGUGCACAAGAACCUGAUCUUUGCAUUAGCUGCAGCAGAAGCUCUGCUCAUGUUCAGUGAGUUGGCCAAGACCAACCAGGUGGUGUGUUUCAUGGUCACUGCCUGCCUUCAUCUCUUCUUCAUGGCAGCUUUUUCAUGGAUGCUGGUGGAGGGGCUUCUCCUGUGGAGCAAAGUGGUAGCAGUCAACAUGAGCGAAGACAGGAGAAUGAAGUUCUACUAUGUGACAGGCUGGGGCCUGCCAGUCAUUAUUGUGGGUGUGACCCUUGCAACUUCCUUUAACAAGUAUGUGGCAGACAACCAUUGCUGGCUGAACGUUCAGACCAAUGUCAUCUGGGCCUUUGUUGGACCUGUUCUCUUCAUCCUGGCUGUGAACACCUUUGUGCUGUUCCGGGUGGUGAUGGUGACGGUGUCCAGUGCUCGCAGGAGAACAAAGAUGCUGACGCCCAACAGCAGCCUGGAGAACCAGAUUGGAAUACAGAUAUGGGCCACAGCCAAGCCUGUCUUGGUGCUGCUGCCCGUGCUGGGGCUGACCUGGGUGUGUGGGGUCCUUGUCCACCUCAGCAUCAUUUGGGCCUACGUCUUCAUCGUGCUGAACUCCCUCCAGGGCCUAUACAUAUUCCUGGUCUAUGCAAUCUAUAACAGUGAGGUGAGGAAUGCUAUCCAGAGGAUGAAGGACAAGAAGAAAGCACUCUCAUUUACAAACUGCUCGCAUCCCAUCAACUAUUUAUCAAGUCCAAGAAACACGACUUCCUGGGAGACAGGGAAACUGAGUCCUUCUGCAGCUGAGAGUGCCUUGUCGAGCCCUGUGCAGAAAGACCCUCCGGUGAAGAACAUCACCAACAAAGGAAAUUUUGGAGCCAAAAUUCCCAUGGGGAUUUCAUCGAUUAUGUCACCUGAGAGACCGGCUGUAGAGCUGACAGCGUUCAAAUCCUCAGGUUUCUGAGAAGUUUCUGGGUGACGGGUCCACAACGCUGAGGCUCUUCCAGCAGCCGGGAGGAUGGCAGGUCGGAGGAGCUGACUUCCAUGCGGAGGGCUGUCCCGGCCCAGGCAGAAUUGUUAGCCCUGUGCUUCUUCCUAGCAGCAUGUGCAGACAAAACGAAGGCAGGACUGGGGUAGCGUGGGGUCUCACGGGGCUUCAUCUGCUGCUGCAGACUGUCCUGCUCCUGGCCAGGGGCAGCAACCAACAGGCAGGUACCCUUCGUGACUCCUGCCCAGCCUGCGUGCCGGCCCGGGGGUCCCCACGGCUCGUGUAGCCUCCGCUGGCGCAGCCAAGCCUGGCCUGGUGCGGCGCUGCCACCAGCCACCCCGCGGCACCGCCGGCAGCGGGUGGUUGUGUGUGUUGCUGCCAGUAGAGCUUGUUUAGCAUGGGGGACCUGGGGCAGGUGGCAUGGGAGAAAGCCCAGCUUUGCCCAUGGCAGCCGUGCCCAGGCAGAGCUCCCGUGCCGGCGGGGACGGCUGCCUUCCCCAGCCCUGCUGCCGGCCCGGCACACCGCCCUGCUGGGCAGGGCUGGGGAUGGGAUGUGUAGGAAGCACAUGCACUAAGGAAGGCAGCAGCUGACUUCAGUAGCAUCUUCUGCUGUUUAGGACAAAAAUCCUUUCCCUGCUCCUCCCGGGGCUCCCACCCCGCUGGUGUGGCCCCUCACCAGCUGGGGUCACAGUUUCUCCCCCCCUGUUCUUUGCAUCUGACUCGUUCUCCUGUUACCUCCCUAGUGUUUAGAGCACAUAAAAUGUGUUGGGGUUUUUGCUGAUUAUGGUGACAGUAAAUGCUGAUUUUAAAGGCAACCUUCUCUCCUCGUUGCAAUGUAUGCAUGGGACCGGGCUCGCGUUCAGGCGCAGCAGUGUGCCGUGGCUGAGCGCAUGGGAGGGCAGUCUGGCCGCGGUGCCGGAGACCCGGGCCCUGCACUCGCCCGUGCGCUGUCUCCCGUGUUGCGCUGCGUUCCCUGGUCUCAGCACAGUGUGUGCUGGCCAGUAUGGAUUUAAGCGCUGUUGGGAAGUGCAGCCCUGGAGCAGCCCUGUGCUGGUCAGAAGCGUGAGAUGUGAGUGCAGCCCAUCGCUCCGGUUAGCAGUCAGCCAAGCAGCCUCUCCAGCUGCUGGGAUCGGGGAGAGCCAGUGCAUGGGGCACUUCCCAGCACUGGAAUACUUUCAGACAGGUCAUCAAAGCUAUUGCAGAGCUCUGUGCUUUGCUGCGGGUUUGCUCCCUG